AUGGCACUCGAAGCUCUGAACUCGCCGACGGCAGCCGGGGCGCCGUCCCCUUUCCAAUUUGAGGAACCCAAACACCUCCACCGCCUCGCGGAUCAGCCGUGGGCCAAGCGCAAGCGGUCGAGGCGGUCCGCGGGUCACGGCGAGCAGCAGCAGCAGCCCACCGAGGAGGAGUAUCUCGCUCUCUGCCUCGUCAUGCUCGCUCGCGGCACCACCAAUUUGGAUUUCUCUCCCCAACCUGCUCGCUCUGCCUCCCCUGUUCCGCCGCCAGCGGCGGCAAUUUCUGGUGAGGCGACAGCAGAGCAGAAGAUGAUUUUGUCCCACAAGUGUACUGUUUGUGGGAAGGCUUUCUCCUCCUACCAGGCCCUGGGCGGGCACAAGGCGAGCCACCGGAAAUCGGUCUCCGGGGAUCCGGCCGAUGGUCCGUCGACUUCCACUACUACGACCAGCGCCGCCGCCGCGGCGGCCCCUGUGACGGGGGGCGGGAAGUCCCACGUCUGCACGAUCUGUCACAAGAGCUUCCCGACCGGGCAGGCGCUCGGCGGGCACAAGCGGUGCCACUACGACGGCGGCGCCGCCGCCGUCCACGCGGCGGAGAAGAGCGGAGUAGCUACUUCCUCCACCGUUACCGUCUCCGAGGGGGUGGGGUCCACGACCACGACGAGCAACCGGGGAUUCAUCGACCUCAACCUCCCGGCCCUUCCGGAGUUCGCAGCCGGCGAUUUCUUCUUCUCUGGCGGCGGCGGCGGCGGCGGCGAGGACGAGGUCAUGAGCCCGUUGCCGGUUGCGAAGAAGCCCAGGCUGGUGAUUGCAGCAUCAGCGGCGGGGCCCAAACCAGAAGUCGCCUCUCAGUAG
Linum tenue is the source of this 852-nucleotide messenger RNA. Lineage: Eukaryota; Viridiplantae; Streptophyta; Magnoliopsida; Malpighiales; Linaceae. The record is from the annotation of a GenBank genome assembly.